Messenger RNA from Chelonus insularis, 547 nucleotides. RefSeq lists its product as uncharacterized. The coding region runs from base 184 to 504 and encodes 106 amino acids. The transcript is spliced from 3 exons. The record is from RefSeq and is a predicted model, not a curated record. Lineage: Eukaryota; Metazoa; Arthropoda; Insecta; Hymenoptera; Braconidae.
UUCUUCGACUGACUCGUGAACUUCUCUGCGGAUUAUUACUAAAGAUACUGUGAAUUUUCCAUGAAUAAACAGAAUUGGACAAAACAUUGAUAUUUUCAAUUACUACAAAAGAUUAUUCUAUGUAUAUUAACGUAUGAAGUUCAAAGCCACAAGUUGAGUUAUAAAAGUAUUUAAUCCAAUAAUAUGGCGGACUGGGAUUUAUUUUUGCGGCGUCUAUUUUCAUUUUUGGUAUUGUGCGCAAUAAUAAAUGUAAUAAAGUCUAGACAUACUAUCAUAAAAAGAAACUACAGUGAUCAAAGUGUUCGAGGUUAUUUAGCAGAAAGAACAUGCUGGUGGAAUGAGGUAUGUAAAGAAGAAUUUCACAGUAAAUUUCGGUGUCGUUGUCCUAGAUGGUCUUACUGUCGUGCACCUGGAAAAUAUUAUGAUGCUCAUUGCAGUAUAACUCGCACUGGAUAUAUAUGGACUCAACCAGAAAUGUCGCUGACAAUAGAAGUUGAUCAAUGAUGUUGUAAAAAAAAAAAAAGAACAAAUAAAAUUUUGAAAUUGC